AUGCACGUUCUAGGCAAAACGUUAGCAUUAAUCGGGAUAUCAGCUACCUUUGUGGUCAACGCGGCCGAUGCGAAUGUCCCCCACGUGGUGGCGAAGAUGAGGACCUGGAUACAGAUGGGGAUCUUGAUGUUAAUGCGGUUGUUGCUGCAAUGGAGCAAGCAGAAUCGGCAGGUGAACCUUGUUGGGUGGAGAGUGAGGCUUAGAGAAUGGAGGAGGGCAGGUAAUCAAUAUUUAUUUUCAGCAAGUCGCGAUCUAGAUUAA
Molecule: messenger RNA, 261 nt
Organism: Penicillium expansum
Lineage: Eukaryota; Fungi; Ascomycota; Eurotiomycetes; Eurotiales; Aspergillaceae
Exons: 1
Coding region: 1-261 (86 amino acids)
Source: RefSeq, a predicted model, not a curated record